UUUGCGAAAGAGCUCCCCGCCCCGCUCUGUGUGCUUCCCAGCCGGUGAGAGAGAGAGAGGAAAGAAGGAAGGGAAGGAAGGAAGGAAGGAAGGAAAGACGCGCCAGCGCCCACUCCAAGCGCGCAGGGAAGGACUACCCAGAGGGGUGGCUCAUUCCAGGCGCCUCCCCGCCGCCCAGUGGAGUCGCCGGGGCUUCUCGGGAGCCCGGCUCGGUUCUCUGGAAGCCGCCGACCCCUCGCCUCCUUCCUCAUCCCGGGCUGAGGCGAUGGCUCCCGCAGCUGCGCCCGGCGGCUAAAUCUUGGAGCGCCAGCAUUGUGCAUGGAGAGACGCAGGCACCCUAAAGCCACAACAUCAUGUCUCAGCGGCAUUCCGACUCCUCCCUGACCGACAAAACCCUUCUCCUGGCCCGCCAGCUGAGCUCGGACCCGCCCCUCGGCCCCGGCGGGGGGUCUCCGCAUCGGAAGUGUGGCUCGCUGGCGGUGCUGGACAAUGCCGCCUUCCUGGGCGAGCGCUCGCCCUCUCCCACCGGCCCGCGCCAGAUCGUGCUCAGCACCGAGAGCCCGGCCGCCCUCAAGGUGGGCACCCAGCAGCUCAUCCCCAAGGGCCUGGCCGAAUGCCCCAAGGCCAAGCCCCCCUUCCGCCACCAGAGCUUCUCCUCCGGCCUCCCGGGCAAGGAGGCCGCCCGCUACGACCCCAAGCGCCUGUCCGCCCCCAGCAUCUCGCUCGAGGGUCCGGAGGAGGUCGAUUCGGACAGCGGCGCCCUGAAGCGGAACUUGCGGAGCAUGUCGUAUCGGGCCGCCAUGAAGGGCUUGCGGGACGGGGAGGAAGCCGAGGCGCCGAAGCCCGUCUCGGCCCUGAAGCCGCUCCCCGAAGAACCCAGUGCUCCCGGAGCUCGGAGCCCCGGAAGAAAUAAGCGAACCUUUGGGCGGAAGCGGGUGCAGAGGCACGGAGGCUCCUUCAAGGAUGAUCCCCGUUUGUAUCAAGAGAUCCGCGAGAGAGGCCUCAACGCCAUCAGCCACGAGUCGGACGACGACCUGCUAGAGGUGGAAUCCAUUCCCGAGGAUUCGCCCGCCUUGGACGCCAUCAUCAUGGUGAAGAGCUACCGGCCUGCCCACGUCACUUGGAGCCAACUACCUCAGGUUCAGGAAGCUGGUAUUCUGGAGCAGAUAUCCCCUGAGGAACGCAAGCGGCAAGAGGCCAUUUUUGAGAUCAUCACCUCCGAGUUCUCCUACAUGCGCAGUCUGGACAUCCUGGUGAGCCACUUCCUGAAGUCGGAGGAGCUGAGGGCGACCAUGUCUCAGAUGGACCACCAUCACCUCUUCUCCAACAUCGCCGACAUCCUGGCCGUCAGCAAAAGCUUCUUUGAGGACUUGGAAAAGAGGCACCAGGAGCACAUCCAGAUCUCGGACAUCAGCGACAUCUUGGAGGACCACGCGACCAACCACUUCAACCCCUACAUCGCCUAUUGUUCCAACGAGGUCUACCAGCAGCGGACCCUUCAGAAGCUACUAACUGGGAAGCCUGAAUUUAAAGAGGCCUUGAAACAUAUUGAGCAGAAGCUGGAGUGUGGCGGCCUCCCCUUGAUCUCCUUCCUCAUCCUCCCCAUGCAGAGAGUGACACGUCUGCCUCUCUUGAUGGAUACCGUCUGCCAGAAAACCCAGAUGCGCAGCCCGGCCUAUGAAGCAGCUACUCAAGCACUGAAGGCCAUCAGUAAGCUUGUCAAGAAAUGCAACGAGGGAGCCCACACCAUGGAGAGAACAGAGCAGAUGUUUACCUUGCAGAAACAGCUGGAAUUUGGGAAAAUCAAGAACUUCCCACUGAUUUCGACUUCCCGUUGGCUGCUGAAGAGGGGCGAACUUUCCCUGGCUGACGAGGGUGGGAUUUUCCGGAAGGUCUCUGGACGGGGGAACGUCUAUCUUUUUGUGUUUAACGAUGUCCUGAUCAUCACCAAGAAGAAAAGCGAGGAGAGUUACGUGGUUCUCAACUACGCCAUGCUGGAACACCUGUCGGUGGACAAAAUGGAAAGCCCGGAGGCUCCCUCGUCUCCCCCCGGCAAGCCGGUUUCAAGCGGUAACCUCCGGCACCUCUUCCGGAUUACUCUGAAGAAGGACAGCGAGGGCAAGCAGGAGGUGAUUGUGCUGGCUGCCGAAUCCCUGAGCGAGCGAGCCCGAUGGAUUACUGCUCUGAUGCACCGAGAAGAGAAACAGAACGACCUGGCGAAGAAAGGAGAUCUGAAGCAGGUGGAGAUUACAAGGGCGUACCUGGCCAAGCAAACGGACGAGAUUUCCCUGCAACAGGCCGACGUGGUCCUGGUCCUUGUGAGGGAAGACGGCUGGUACUUAGGGGAGCGUCUACGUGACGGGGAGAAGGGCUGGUUCCCCCAAGCCUGCGCCCAGGAGAUCACCAGCCGCAGCGCCGUGGAGCGGAACGUCCAGCGGAUGGAACGGCUGCGCAUAGAAACCAACGUGUAAGCCAGAGCCCACGUCUGCCAUAAACACUUGUCCUCUGGAGCCCUUUGGAAACGUAGCUUUGCCAGGGCCAAAAGUCGGUGAGCCUGGAUGCAGUUGCCGGAGUCUCCUUUCCUGCCAGGAUCCGAUCCACGGGUCCAAAGAGACACACGGAGGGGAGCUCCUGGGCUCCUCCGACCACUCCAGUGAAGCACGACGAGCCCGCUGAACACGGGGCCUCCCAUCUAUCACUGACUUCCCCCCUCUCGUACCUCCGACCGCUCUGCUUGCGACUGAUGGAUGUUUCGCGGCAGGAGAUUGAAGCAGGUACGUUGCUGCUUAAACAAAACCCAAGCCUGUUUCUCCAACCCUGGCGCCCGCUCAACGCCGGAGGCACGCAAAAGCGCCCCGCCAAAAUCAGGGCACGUCAACAGGGGAGUCGAUCCUCUACAGCGUCAAGGACCGCUAAAUUCUUUGUGCAGAGUUUCAAGGACGGCUACAUUCUUCGUGCACAGUUUCCCGGACCAGCAGAACUUGCAUCUCUGGGCAGUUUACAAUUAAAAUAAUAUAAGCAUUAAAA
This is a messenger RNA of Hemicordylus capensis (graceful crag lizard), 3027 nucleotides long. It is a transcript of the gene ARHGEF16, whose product is annotated as Rho guanine nucleotide exchange factor 16. The transcript is spliced from 15 exons. NCBI's taxonomy places the organism in Eukaryota, Metazoa, Chordata, Lepidosauria, Squamata, Cordylidae. Gene Ontology annotation, molecular function: protein binding; guanyl-nucleotide exchange factor activity. Gene Ontology annotation, biological process: activation of GTPase activity. The record is from RefSeq and is a predicted model, not a curated record. The coding region runs from base 354 to 2471 and encodes 705 amino acids.